This is a messenger RNA of Xyrauchen texanus (razorback sucker), 2577 nucleotides long. RefSeq names its product protein phosphatase 1D-like. NCBI's taxonomy places the organism in Eukaryota, Metazoa, Chordata, Actinopteri, Cypriniformes, Catostomidae. The coding region runs from base 109 to 1776 and encodes 555 amino acids. The transcript is spliced from 6 exons. Gene Ontology annotation, cellular component: cytosol; nucleus. Gene Ontology annotation, molecular function: protein serine/threonine phosphatase activity; cation binding; mitogen-activated protein kinase binding. Gene Ontology annotation, biological process: protein dephosphorylation. The record is from RefSeq and is a predicted model, not a curated record.
AGCAUCGAAGGUAAACAAAGAGGGAAACCCGCACCCGGCCUGAGUCCUGCUACUGUCUAAACACUAAACACUUCUACUUCUUUUACGGCCGUUCUGUCUGAUAAAACGAUGGAUGAGAUAUUUUCAUGCCGAGCAAGUAUUUAUUACGACCAAGGCGGCAGGAAAUACAUGGAGGACUUGAUGGCGAUGAAGCAGGAGGACGAGCCAAGUGAAGAUGAACUGAACGCCGCGGAAAGUGGCGAGGACGCGGCUGCAUCAAAAAACCUUCCCGCGGGGAAAAACCCUGACGCUUCGAUUCAAGACUCCAUCCCUGGAUCUAUAACGGUUACAUAUGUCCAGGACGAUAAUGCGGGCUCAGCUCUUCGGCAGGCGUCCAUGCCCACGGCCCGCCCGUCCAAAGACAUCCAUCGUUCGCGGGAUGUUGCUAUUUUCGCCGUGUUCGAUGGCCACGGGGGUUCGGACGCGGCGCGUUUCGCUCGCGACCAUCUGUGGGAUCACAUCAAAAGACAAAGAGGCUUUUGGUCAAAAGACGACGACGAGGUGUGCGCGGCUUUGCGAAAGGGGUUUAUCUAUUGUCACCAUGCCAUGUGGAAAAAAUUACCGGAAUGGCCGAAGACCUCUACAGGACUUCCCAGCACAUCAGGCACAACUGCUAGUAUUGUGGUGAUCCGACGUGACCGUAUGUAUGUGGCCCAUGUUGGGGACUCUGCUGUGGUGUUGGGGGUGCAGGAUGAUCCCUCUGACGAUUUCAUCCGAGCAGUGGAAAUUACACAGGAUCAUAAACCUGAACUCCCAAAGGAAAGGGAGAGAAUAGAGGGACUGGGUGGCAGUGUAAUUAAAAAGUCUGGAGUCAAUAGGGUGGUGUGGAAGAGACCCAGACUCACCCACAAUGGACCAGUAAGGAGGAGUACCGUUAUUGAUCAGAUCCCCUUCCUUGCUGUGGCCCGAGCUCUUGGUGAUCUCUGGAGUUAUGACUUCUAUAGUGGAGAAUUUGUAGUUUCACCAGAGCCUGAUACUGCGGUAAUCAAGCUGGAUUUGAAGCAGCACCGAUAUGUCAUAGUAGGCAGUGAUGGGUUAUGGAACAUGGUGUCAGCACAGGAAGCAGUGUCUAUUUGUCAGGACAAUGACAAGGCCAAGGCAAAGAACCAAAAGGAAAACGUUUCUAAUGCUGUUCUGCUGGUGAACCAUGCCUUACUGAGAUGGCGUCAACGCAUGCUCCGGGCUGAUAAUACCAGCGCCAUUGUUAUCUGUUUGGAGCCAUUUAGGACAUCUUCAGAGAGCUUGCUACCUUAUGAGGUUGUAUAUAAUCAACAGGGACCAAAGUGUGACUCCAUUCCUAAACCUUGCCCUGACUCAGUGUCAUCUCAGAUUCCACUGCAAGAUGCACCCUCACCUGCAAGUGAACUUAAGCCAACCCCAGAGCAGCAAAACGGCAGCUGUGAGACGAGGAGUUGUGGAAUAUCUGAAUCAUCUCCUUAUAGCCUUACAAACUCUGAGGACCUGCCUUGCAAAGACCUCAGGAAUAACUCCUUGGAUAAUGAGGCCAAUUGUGACCAAGUGCCUACAGGCAAACGGGUGCUGGACGAUUCCUCCACACCUGUAGGGAAGAAGCCUCGUCGUAGUUUGUCCCAUUCCCCUUAUAAAGAGUCCUGUAUAUCCCCACGAAAACAGAGCAAGCAGCCCUUGCCGAAGAGCAGUGGCAAGGGUCAGAAACAGUCUGAAAAUGGCCAAGUUCUGCUUCAGCAGCGUGGAAAUACUACUGUAUGUGUUUGUUGACAUUUUUGUUCCUAUUACAAUGAAAACUCACAUUCAUGGUGGACAGUCAGACUUUGACAGUAGUACAUAUAAGCUACUGAGAAACCAAACCCUGAGGCAAAUAACCAUGUUAAAACACUCUCACCCAUAAUAUUGUCUGUUAUUUUAUGGUUUUAUACUUUAUAUUUUGCAAACUGAUGAAAAGACAUUGUAUUGUUUAAUCCAAUUUUAAAUGUGUUUUUAGUUUUUCCUCUUGUGUGUUCACUGCUUAUUCAAAUGUUUUUUUUUUUUUUUUUUUGUUUUUUUUAAGUAUUUCAAUUUUGUUAUUCUUCAGUUAAUUAAGGUAGACAUGAUGGAUCAAAUAGGGAUUUUUGCACACAAAGUUUAAUUUGUGCAGUCUUUUGUGGAAGGAAAAUUAAAAAGAAAAAUUACCAAAAAAGAAAGCAUAUCUUCUGAGAAGAUAAUUCCCUGCACCUUACAUGUCACCUGUUUCAAAAAUGGUUUGUCUCAAGAGAUUUUAUUGGGAGCAAUGGCUUAGGUAUUUUUGUACAUUGUUUUACUGAACAAGGAAAAUGGUACAUCACUUGUAGUGUUUACUGGCAUCAAAUCUAAACCCUGUGUCAUAAAGUUUAACGUUAAAGUUGAAUGUGAGCAUGAACUUUAUAAAUUAUGCAUUUUGGAGUUUAAACAUUAUGGUUGUUUUACUGUUUUCAAGGAUUUCAUAAACAUUGAUGUUUUAGUUUUUUUUCCCUAAUGGGAGAAAUUGUCAUUUUAAACAAAAGGUGCUGCUAUGCUAUAACAGGUCAAUAAAAAAAAAACACU